CCUCACUCUCGCACCAGGCCUCGCAUUUCGGUCAUUCGUUUGCGUGCUCCUCCGCCUACGAACCCGGAACUCCGCUCAUUUCUGUCCUAUGGAGCCGGUGUCGUCGUCCUCCGCCUCUUCUCUUGUAUCCAAAGCCAAAACCGCUUUCCAUUCUGCUGCAGCCAGAGCAGAAAAGGUCCUUACAGAUAUCAAAGCCGAUCUGAAGCACGAUCGAGAAGUCGAGGGAGAUUCUCACAAGGCUCCGAAGAAGCUUUCGGAGCAUGAAUGCAAUGUCGCGGACAAAAGCCGAGCAGAUGAGUGUUACAAUGAAUUCAAGCGUUCAAGAUGGAAACCUCCACACUUGGGGAUAAAGCAAGAAUGGCAGCAUCGCUUGAAGAACAUAAAGAGAGGAAGAAAAGGUUUUGAAGAGAAGGAGAGACCUGAAAGCUUAACUCCAGAUAUUUUGGCACUUGAUGAAUAUCUGAAUCACAUGGACCAGGGUUUGGAGCAGGGCUCCAUUGGAGUAGAGGAUGCUUCAAUUGCUUCCAAUGUGGUUUCUGUUCCUCCAACAUCCAUUAUCAAACAGUUGGCAGUGGCUCUUGAGGCCGGGAAGAAGUUUAAGUCUCUAAAAGAUCUUCUGGCUUCAACCAGAGGUUCUUCACCUGUCAAAGAGAGGUCAGGCUUAAGUUUUUCUGCAGUGAAGUCAUUGGUGCUUCGUGAAAAGGAAGAGAAACCGGUUCCUGAGCCUGAUGACAAUGAGGAAGUCCUUUCUUUGAUCCAUUCUUUAUUUGAUGCAUGUAGAGAGGAACAUAUUCCCAAAAUGGAGAAUGGAUCUUGUUCAACAAUCCCUACAACGAUGUAUUUGCCAAGAGAUAUACAUGGCGCACCCCCAGAAAGCUUUGUUGUUCGGCUCUCUGAAAUCAUUGGAAGCUUAAAGAGCCCUCAGAGAAUGGCAUCAUUUUGGUACAAUGUUGUUGCCGAACUGAGAAGAUUGUGGUCUGAAGGGCAGCCAGUACCUCACGUGCCAUUGGAUGAAAUUCCAGACUUGAAUUAUUGUCUUCUGCAUCAGCGGUUGCAGGUUAUUAAUUGCUGUAUUGCCAGGAAAAGACGCCGCAUAAUCUCUGUUGAAUCAUUGGAUUCUGUAAUGAAAGAAACCAAUACAAACACCGAAGGGUCAGGCGUUUCUGUGUCCAACCAGUCCUCAAGUCCAAUCAUCUACGCUAGAACUAGCACUGGUGAUCUUGUUCUCCGACUUGGAGCUGAUCAUCCAUCUCGAAGUUUAACCAUGUUAGAAACUGAUGAAUCUGUGUACUCUCCAGUUACCCAGGAGGGCCCAAUUCUUACAGAAGACCUUAUCAGAGAAACAGAGGAGUUUGUGCUGCGAACAGGGAGUCUUGGUGCUGGCUGUUCUCAACUCCUCUCCGACAUGCAGGCUUUCAAGGCUGCAAAUCCUGGGUGCAUUUUAGAAGACUUUGUAAGAUGGCACUCACCACCAGAUUGGACAGAAGCCAAGUCAGACGAUGAGACUAAAGAUUCCUUUGAUGGGGGAGAGCCAUCAUCUAGAAAAGGUCAACUAAGUAGUAGAAUGCAAAAAGAAGGCAAUUUGUGGCGUGAACUAUGGGAAACAGCUAGACCGUUGCCUGCUGUUAAACAAACACCACUUUUUGAUGAGGAUUUAGCAGUGGAAAGCAUCUUAAAUGUUUUAGAAGACAUCUCACCUUCUGAGCUUUUUGAACAGCUAUUUGUUUCUGUACUAAGCUCAAGCUUCGCAAUUGCAGAAGCUGCGCUUCCUAGUAAUAGUGACUUAUCCAAGCUAUUCUAUGAUUGCAAAGACUACUUGAUCGCCAUAUGUCAGGGCGACUUGUGCAGUGACUACAUUGAUGAUCUCUGCCAGGUGUAUGAAACGGUAGAGACAAUUUUACUUGACCCAGAAGGCCUGACAGUCACAAAACCAUCUGAAGAAACAGUCGCUGAUGAACCUAGGCGCCGAUUUAUGAGAAUUAGCCUCAACUUUGCUGGUAAUGAUAAACAAAUUCCAUCCAAACCAGCCCCGAAAGAACAAAAGAAAUCAGACGAGCAACAAACACAUGUAUUCUCUCAGUUCUUUGAUGGGAAAUCGUCGCUAUUUGGCAAGAAGAUGCCAAAACCCAACAUGUCGGAGGCUGCUGCACCAUCAUGUCUGGAUGAUAAUGAUUGGACAAUAAUUGAUUAAAGUCGUUUGGAUGGAUAUUAUUUAUAAAAUAUUGUAUGAAAAUUGAGAUGUAAUCUGUAAAUAAUUGUCUGCCGGAAAUCUCAUUAGUUUGUUCAUUGA
Magnolia sinica is the source of this 2290-nucleotide messenger RNA. RefSeq lists its product as uncharacterized. Gene Ontology annotation, molecular function: GTPase activator activity. The record is from RefSeq and is a predicted model, not a curated record. The transcript has 14 exons. Gene Ontology annotation, biological process: positive regulation of GTPase activity. Bases 89 to 2191 code for a protein of 700 amino acids. Lineage: Eukaryota; Viridiplantae; Streptophyta; Magnoliopsida; Magnoliales; Magnoliaceae.